Molecule: messenger RNA, 1250 nt
Organism: Menidia menidia (Atlantic silverside)
Lineage: Eukaryota; Metazoa; Chordata; Actinopteri; Atheriniformes; Atherinopsidae
Source: the annotation of a GenBank genome assembly
UCAUCUCUCUCCCUCUCGGUCUCGCGCUCUCAGCCCGUGCUCGCCGCACAGCGUCUGUACUCCUCCUCAAACCCCGGACCAAGCCUGCUGCGCACAUUCCUGAGGACACCGUCUGUCCUGCCGACGAGCCUUUCAUUCCUAAAAACCCCAAGAAGCUGUUGAAUAUCACCUGGACUCGCGCACUUUUUUAGCUACACAACUUUUUGCGACUUCCUUUUACAUUCCAAAGACUUUGACCUGGGACGGACAUCGAUUUUUUCUCUCCCAGUAAAUCAACGAGCAGUCAUUUUUUCUUUUUCGUUCCCUCGUCUUAAUUAAGCAGGAAGCUGUAGCAUAAAAGGUCUUUUGCACAACCCGAACUUAGUCUUAACUGUGUUUUAUAUAUUUUUCUACGCGUAGUAAGUUGAAAAAAAAGUCAAAUCAAAGCGAACAAUGGCAGGUAUGAACUCUCUGGAUGCUGUGAAGAGGAAGAUUCAGUGUUUGCAGCAGCAGGCCGACGACGCGGAGGACCGAGCCCAGGUCCUGCAGCGGGAGCUGGACAGUGAACGGGAGCUCCGAGAAAAAGCAGAGGGUGAUGUAGCAGGCCUGAACCGUAGGAUCCAGCUGGUGGAGGAGGAGUUGGACCGGGCCCAGGAGAGGCUGGCCACGGCGCUGCAGAAACUGGAGGAGGCAGAGAAGGCUGCAGACGAGAGCGAGAGAGGGAUGAAGGUGAUCGAGAACAGAGCAAUGAAGGACGAGGAGAAGAUGGAGAUUCAGGAGAUGCAGCUGAAGGAGGCCAAACACAUCGCAGAGGAGGCCGACCGGAAAUACGAGGAGGUGGCUCGUAAGCUGGUGAUCCUGGAGGGGGAGCUGGAGAGAGCCGAGGAGAGGGCGGAGCUCUCUGAAUGUAAAGCCAGCGACCUGGAGGAGGAGCUGAAAAAUGUGACCAACAACCUGAAGUCCUUAGAAGCCCAGUCCGAGAAGUAUUCUGAAAAGGAGGACAAGUACGAGGAGGAAAUCAAAGUUUUGACAGACAAACUGAAGGAGGCUGAAACCCGUGCCGAGUUUGCAGAGAGAACAGUGGCCAAACUGGAAAAGUCCAUUGACGACCUGGAAGAGAAACUAUCGCAUGCCAAAGAGGAGAAUCUGGGCAUGCACCAAGUCCUGGACCAGACCCUGCAGGAACUGAACAGCUUAUAAACCCACAGACACAAGCCGAGGAGGAUGCGAUCGUCAUUAACAUUCCAUUAAACGUUCGACUCCAUUCCGCA